Miniopterus natalensis is the source of this 1728-nucleotide messenger RNA. Lineage: Eukaryota; Metazoa; Chordata; Mammalia; Chiroptera; Miniopteridae. The record is from RefSeq and is a predicted model, not a curated record.
UCAAACCGUGAUCUACUGGAUCCUAGGUCGAUGCUCAGCCCCUGAGCCACACUGGCUGGGCCGGACUGAACGCCUUUUAAACGACACCUUUGGUAACCACAGGUGAGCUCUCUGACCCUCUUAAGUUUUCUUGCCCUCAAGUACAUCUAAUAGUUUUUAUUGAAUAGCAAAGUGGAAUUAAGCCCACGCUCACCUUUAUGUGAAGAGCUGAACUAUAAACCCCCUCUCCGUUAAGAGGUGUGCCCACGGACUAUGGCAUGUUCUCUUAGGUGGUCACUUCAGGUACUGUUAUCUAAAUCUAUUUGUUUGAAAGCUACAUUUUAGUUGUCAUUUUAUUCUUCGCCAGCACUAUUUUUUAAGUUUUGCUUUCAUUUGGUCUUGAAGACAUUCUGUUCAUUUGUUUACUUCAUGUAUAUUUUCUCUUUUGUUGUUUUUGUUUUAGGUGACUAUGAAAGGCUUAUAUUUUCAACAGAGUUCUACAAAUGAAGAAAUAACAUUUAUAUUUCAAGAAAGGGAAAAUCUUCCUGUUACAGAGGAUAACUAUGUGAAACUUCAAGUUAAAGCUUGUGCUCUGAGCCACAUAAAUACAAAGCUUCUGGCAGAAAUGAAGAUGGAGAAGGAUUUCUUUCCUGUUGGGAGAGAAAUUGCUGGCAUCGUGUUAGAUGUUGGAAGUAAAGUAUCAUUCUUUCAACCAGAUGAUGAAGUAGUCGGAAUUUUACCCUUGGAUUCUGAAGACCCUGGGCUUUGUGAAGCGGUGAGAGUGCACGAGCACUACCUGGUUCACAAGCCAGAAAAAGUUACAUGGACAGAAGCUGCUGGAACAAUUCGGGAUGGAGUCCGAGCCUAUACAGCUCUGCAUUACCUUUCUCAUCUCUCUCCGGGGAAGUCGGUGCUGAUAAUGGAUGGAGCAAGUACACUCGGGACAAUAGCUAUUCAGUUGGCACAGCACCGAGGAGCCAAGGUGAUCUCAACAGCGUGCAGCCUCGAAGACAAGCAGUACCUGGAGAGACUUAGGCCUUCUCUAGCCCGAGUGAUCGAUGUGUCCAGUGGGAAAGCGCAUGUUGCUGAAAGCUGUUUAGAAGAAACAGGUGGCCUGGGAGUAGAUAUCGUCCUGGAUGCUGGAGUGAGAUUGUAUAGUAAAGAUGAUGAACCAGCUGUAAAAUUACUGCUACCACAUAAACAUGAUAUCCUCACACUUCUGGGCAUCGGAGGCCAUUGGGUAACGACAGAAGAAAACCUGCAGUUGGAUCCUCCAGAUAGCCACCACCUUUUCCUCAAGGGAGCAACAGUGGCUUUCCUCAAUGACGAAGUCUGGAAUUUGUCAAAUGUACGACAAGGAAAGUAUCUUUCUACGCAUCUUAAAAGAUGUGAUGGAGAAGUUAUCAACUGGUGUUUUCAGGCCCCGCCUGGACGAGCCGGUUCCUCCCCGCGCGGCCAGAGCCUCCAUGGAAGUGGUUCAGAAGAGGCAAGGAAGGAAAAAGCAAGUUGUUCAGUUUUAAUUCUGUUCUUCCCAGACCUGUCGAGUGAACCCAUUCCAGCACUGGACGCCCGUUCCUUGGAAUUUGUUCGGAACAGUCAAGGAAGAUAAAAGCCAGUGGUUCCCUUUUUAAGCAUGUUUUCCUGCUAUGAGACAAUAUGCUCAUUUUUUUCAAAUGUCUGACGUGUUUAAAAAAUUAAUGUCCAAAUGCAAGACCAGCCUCUAAUGAACACCUACGGGCAUGUUCCGUU